This is a messenger RNA of Coprinopsis cinerea okayama7#130, 1080 nucleotides long. RefSeq lists its product as hypothetical. Gene Ontology annotation, molecular function: hydrolase activity. Lineage: Eukaryota; Fungi; Basidiomycota; Agaricomycetes; Agaricales; Psathyrellaceae. The transcript has 5 exons. The coding region runs from base 1 to 1080 and encodes 359 amino acids. The record is from RefSeq and is a predicted model, not a curated record.
AUGCUUCGUCAGGCUACCUCACUCUGGCACAACCUUCGAUCGUCAAAGACUGGGAAAUCGACGGUAUCGACGCGAGAUACAACCACUCAAGACGGCUCUAGCAAGUCCACUCGGAACUCGAAUGACACCAAGCUCUCAAAGACGAACGCCGACCUAGCCACGCCAAAUACUAGAAAGGACGGGGACGAACACGAACACUUCCGGCGCUCGAUCGACGCAGUCGUCCAACUCGAAUACAACGAACCAGCGGACCUCCUACCACUUCAGGAGACCGAACACGCAAGAAGUGGAGGCCACUGGACGCGGUUCGUAUGUGUAAGCGACACGCACGACCACACCUUCCCUGUUCCCAAUGGCGACGUGCUUCUCCACAGCGGCGACCUAACUUCACUGGGGAGAUGCGACGAGCUGGAGAAGACGAUGGAAUGGCUGUAUGGGUUACCGCAUCCUGUCAAAAUUAUCGUCGCUGGGAACCACGAUCUCGUCCUCCACGCUCAGUGGUAUGAUAUGUACUGGACGACUCGACAUCGUCGAAGAGAGAGCACCGACAAAGCGCUUAAGCUCCUGACUGGAAAGCGAGCAAAGAAGGCUGGGAUAAUCUAUCUGGAGGACAGGAGCCGCACGUUCUCCCUUGGGCCCGGCCGUCGAAAUUGGACCGUCUACGGCUCUCCAUGGUCUCCGACCCCGCAUAGCAGAGCGUUCAGCUACAGUUCUGAAGGAGCAGAAGAAUUCAUCUCCUCAAUCCCGAACACCGACAUCCUUCUCACCCACGGUCCACCAGCAGGCGUAUUCGACUACACAGCUGGUGGGGACUUGGCCGGCUGCCCCGUCCUCACCUCACACCUCUCCUCAGGCCGCCUCCGCCCACGCCUCCACGUCUUCGGUCACAUCCACGAGGCCCACGGCGCCUGCAUCCACUCUUGGGAGAACGUCGAUGGCCCCUCUAAACCGCCGACAUACCAAAACGUCAACCAUUCGGGUGAGAAGGAGGGGAACGGAGGCAAGCGAUGCGGAGGAGGAGAAGGAGGAGAUGAGGAAGAAGAAUAUGCAGGAGGGGUUACAGAGGACUGUGUUCGUUAA